Dictyostelium discoideum AX4 is the source of this 891-nucleotide messenger RNA. RefSeq lists its product as hypothetical. The transcript has a single exon. NCBI's taxonomy places the organism in Eukaryota, Evosea, Eumycetozoa, Dictyosteliales, Dictyosteliaceae. Gene Ontology annotation, molecular function: isomerase activity; cobalamin binding; intramolecular transferase activity. The record is from RefSeq and is a predicted model, not a curated record. Bases 1 to 891 code for a protein of 296 amino acids.
AUGGGUGGUAUGGCUAAAGCUGUCACCGAGGGUUUACCAAAACGUAGAAUCGAAGAAUCGGCUGCAAGUCGUCAAGCUCGUAUCGAUAGUGGCAUCGAAACUAUCGUUGGUGUAAAUAAAUAUAAAUUAAAAGAGGAGGAGAAAUUAGAUAUUCUUUCAAUCGAUAAUAAAAAAGUUAAAGAGGCUCAAAUCGAACGUCUCAAGAGAAUCAAGGCAACUCGUAACUCUGAAGAGGCAAAGAAAUGUCUUGAAGCCCUCACCGAAGCCGCUAAAACUGGUAAAGGUAAUCUCUUGGAAUUGUCAAUCAAUGCUGCUCGUGCUCGUUGUACCGUUGGUGAAAUCUCUGAUGCUUUGGAGGUUGUUUAUGGUCGUUAUGUUCCAACUCAUUCUUUGGCUAGUGGUGCUUACAAAUCAGCCUAUGGCAAAACUAAUGAAAUCGAUGCCGUCAUUGAUGCCGUUAAAAAAUUCACAAAAGAACAAGGUCGUCCACCAAGAAUUUUAGUUGCCAAAAUGGGUCAAGACGGCCACGAUCGUGGUGCUAAAGUGGUUGCUUCUGGCUUCUCUGAUUUGGGUUUCGAUGUCGAUAUAUCUCCACUCUUUUCCACCGCUAAAGAAGUCGCUAAAAGUGCCGUUGAAAGUGAUGUCCACGUUGUUGGUGUUAGCUCUUUAGCCGCUGGUCAUAAAACACUUGUACCAGAGUUAAUCGAUGAAUUAAAGAAAUUGGAUGCCUCUCAUAUCUCUGUAAUUUGUGGUGGUGUUAUUCCACCUCAAGAUUAUGAUUUCCUUUAUCAACAUGGUGUAGUUGCAAUCUUUGGUCCUGGUAGUAGAAUCACUGAUUGUGCUCUCUCAGUAAUUAAAGAAAUUGAAAAGAAAUUAUCAUUAAAAAAAUAA